AUGGCGCCAGGUAGUGGUGGUGCUGCUAGUAGUGGUGAGGAGGAUAAAGAUGCCAAACAUGUAUUGGAUGAAUUUGGACAAAAAGUGCACGACGAAGUGAAAAAGGAAGCUAAAAAAUAUAUUGAUGAAUUGAAAGCAGGUGUGUCGUUUGCAUCAAUUUUGGGUGAGGAAUCAGCACACACCACAGAACCAUGCGGACUUGAUUAUAGUAAACUUAUUAAAGGUAGUGGUAGUGGUGGUGUUGCUGCUCGCGGUCAUCCGUGCGGAAAUGGAAGUGCAAGUGCAAGUGAUAAACGUUUUUCUAAAGAACGUGUCGAUGAAUAUGAUGAGAAAAAAAUAGGAUGUAGUAAUAGUGAAGGAGCUUGCGCUCCAUACCGACGUCUACAUUUAUGUAACAAAAAUUUUCCAAAUAUGAAUAGUAAGGAUAGUUCGAAAGCUAAGCAUGAUUUAUUGGUAGAUGUGUGUAUGGCAGCAAAAUAUGAAGGGGAGUCCUUAAAAGUUUAUCAUGAGCAAUAUGAAGUACAAUAUCCUUCUUCUGGUUCUACAAUGUGUACUGAGUUGGCACGAAGUUUUGCAGAUAUAGGUGAUAUCGUAAGAGGAAUAGAUUUGUAUGGUGGUAAUAAUAAGAGAAGAAAACAAUUAGAUGAUAAGUUGAAAGAAAUUUUCAAGAAAAUACAUGAAAAUUUGGGUACACAUGAAAAAAAACACUACGAAAAUGAUACUGCAAAUUAUUAUAAAUUAAGAGAAGCUUGGUGGGCACUUAAUAGACAAGAUGUAUGGAAAGCAUUAACGUGUGAUGCGCACGGUACAUAUUUUCGUGCAACGUGCAGUGAACGUAAUGGAGGUUGUUCUCAAGCUAAUGACAAAUGUCGAUGUCCCAAGACAAGUGAUGGCAAGGCCAACGACCAAGUCCCCACAUAUUUUGACUACGUGCCGCAGUAUCUUCGCUGGUUCGAGGAAUGGGCCGAAGACUUUUGUAGGAAAAAGAAUAAAAAAGUAGAAAAUGUGAAAAAACAAUGUCGCAAAAAAGAUAAUAGUAGUGAUGAUCGAUAUUGUAGCCGUAAUGGCUACGAUUGCGAAAAAACUAAACGAGCGAUUGGUAAGUUACGUUAUGGUAAAGGUUGCACUGAGUGUUUUUUUGCAUGUAAUCCUUACGUUGAGUGGAUAGAAAAACAAAAAGAACAAUUUGACAAACAAAAAAAAAAAUAUGAUGAAGAAAUAAAAAAAUAUGAAAAUGGAGCACCACGUAGUAGUGGUGGUAGGGCAAAACGAGCUGCACCUAGUAAUAUUAAUUAUGAAGGAUAUGAAAGUAAAUUUUAUAAAAUACUUAAAGGUGACUAUGGAAGCGUUGAUGCUUUUUUGGAAAAAUUAAGUAAAGAAAAUGUAUGCACAGCUAUUACUGACGGAGGAAGAAUUAGUUUUGAAAAAGUUAAUACUGGUAGUACUGGUGGUUCUGUUCGUGAUGCUAGUGGUGGUGAUAGUGGUACUAAUAAUGAAAAAGAAGGAACAUUUUAUCGAUCGGAAUAUUGCCAACCCUGUCCUUAUUGUGGAGUGAAAAAGAAAAAUGGUAAUGAAUGGAAAAAGAAAGAUACUGAUCAAUGCAAGAAUAUAAAACUUUAUAAGCCUAGAGAUGACAAAGGUGGUACUCCUAUUGAAAUCCUUAAAAGUGGUGAAAAGCAUGAUGAUAUUGAAACAAAAUUAAAGGCGUUUUGCAAAACACAAAAUGGUAGUGAUGGUGGUCGUGGUGGUUCUGGUGGUAGUGGGGGAAAAAAUAGUGAUUCUUCUUUGUAUGAUCCAUGGCAAUGUUAUCAAAUUGGUGAGCUGACGAAAGAUAAUAAAGCAGGGGGUGAGGAUGACGAGGAUGACGACGACUAUGACGGAUUGGUAACGAAUUCAGGUGGAUUAUGUAUAUUAAAAAACAACAUAAAUAAAAAAGAAAAACCUGAACGCAGUUCUCAAAAGGAGCCUGAUGAAAUCCAAAAGACAUUCCAUGAUUUUUUUUACUAUUGGGUUGCACAUAUGUUAAAAGAUUCCAUACACUGGAGAACAAAAAAACUUGAUAAAUGUUUACAAAAUGGUAACAAAAAAUGUGGGAAAAAAAUAUGUAAUGGUGAUUGUGAAUGUUUUAAAAGAUGGGUUGAACAAAAAGAAACCGAAUGGGGGAAAAUAAAAGAACAUUUUAAAACGCAAAAAGGUUUUGACAAAGAAGAUAAUAGCAGUCCUUCAGGUUUCACCUUACGUAUGACCCAUGAUGUUGUUCUUGACGGUGUUUUGAAAGAAGAAUUUUUGAAAGGCGAUUCCGAAGACGGUUCCGCACAAGAUACCCAAAAUAGUCUGGAUGCAGAGGAAAUACAACACCUUCGCGAAAUGUUGAAAGAAACAGGUUUUGAUGGUGGCAGUGGUAUCGGUGUUGCCAAAGAACAAAAAACUUUAAUGGAUAAAUUGAUCGAGUACGAAAAAGGAAUUGCCACCAAAUGCCUACAAAAAUGCCAAGAAACGCAACCAGAAAAUCCCGCCCGCUCACUAGAUUCCGUACCUGGCAGCCCAUCACCACCUGCCGACCCCUCACUAGACACCGCACGUGGCCCCAACCACGAGGAGGAGGAAGAAGACGACGAUUCCGGCGACGAUGACGAAGUCGACCUCCAGGAGGACCAGGAGGACCAGGACGAGGCGGAGGCGGAAGACCCGGACGGGGAGUCGUCAACCGCAGAGACAACACAACAAGAGGCGGUGGCACCUACAACACAAGACAAUGCGGAGAAGCCAUGUGACAUAGUGGACAAACUCUUUCAGAACCCCGAACAAUUUAAAGAAGUCGCAUGUAAACAAAAAUAUGCCAAAAACAACUCACGUUUAGGAUGGAAGUGUGUCACACCAAGUGGUGAUCAAAAAGCCACUAGCGAGGGUAAUGGUGACGCCAAUCGUCGUGUCGCACGUCAAACCAGUGAAAGUGGUGAAAAAAGUGGUGAUAAGGACGGCGCCAUAUGUAUCCCACCACGAAGACGACGAUUAUACAUACAGAAACUACAGGAGUGGGCAAAAACAGUGGGUAACACAGUAGUUAGUGGUGAACCACAGACACAAGGUGAAGCGUCGUCACCUAGUGAUAAAGAGUCCUCACAAAGUGACAAACUGCGUGAGGCGUUUAUUCAAUCUGCGGCAAUAGAAACUUUUUUUUUAUGGGAUAGAUACAAAAAAGAGUGGGCGUUACAAAAGUUGGCGGAACUACAACGAAAUGGAGACCUACCCUUUUUCACCUCCGGAGCAGGAUAUGGAAUGACAGCAGUAGUUAACGGAGCACAACCAACAGCAUCACCCGGUCAUAGCAACGGCCUCAUCUCUCUCCCCUCCCUCGUUACAGAUAGUGACAACCCCCAAAACAAAUUAAAUGAUGGCACAAUCCCACCAGAUUUCUUGCGUCAGAUGUUUUAUACUUUAGGUGAUUACAGAGAUAUAUGCAUAGGUGUUAAAGAAGAUGUGAUUAAGGCGUUAAAAGCUAGUAGUGACAAAAAUAUUGAGACAAUAAAAAAAGCUAUAGAUGAAAUUUUAAGCAAACAAAGUAGGAACAACCAACAAUCUGGCCAAAAAAGUGGCACAACCCCUCAAACCUGGUGGGAUGAAAACGCACAACAUAUUUGGGAAGGUAUGGUAUGUGCUUUAACCUAUGAAGAUAAUGGCGAAAAAAAAAUAGAAAAGGUUAACGAUGCGAACGGCACAGAUCUUUUCGAAAAACUCAAAACCAAAUACCAAUACAAAAAUGUCAAACUCGACGAAAAUAGUGGUACUGAAGCCAAAACCAAUGAACCCUCCUCACCCUCUAGUGAUAACACCCCCACCACCCUCACCGACUUUAUAUCACGCCCCACCUACUUCCGAUACCUUGAAGAAUGGGGUCAAAAUUUUUGUAAAGAGAGGAAGAAAAGAUUGGAGAAGAUAAAGGAGGAUUGCUACAGAAAUGGUGGAAGAGGUGAAAAACAGUAUAGUGGGGAUGGGGAGGACUGUACUCAAAUGCUUCCUGCCGAUCCUACUACACUUCCGGCUUUAGGUUACAGUUGUCCCAAAUCUUGUAGUUCUUAUAGAAAAUGGAUAGAAAGAAAAAAAGACGAAUUUACUGAACAACAAAAUGCAUUUACUAAACAAAAAGCGAGUGCUCAAAAGAAUAAUGAUGAUAAUGGAUUUUGUGAAACACUAGAAAAUUACGAAGAAGCUAAACACUUUUUACAAAAGUUAGUACCAUGUUCUAAAACUAAUAAUGAGAGUGGAGAGGGUCCAAUAAAAUUUGAUGAUCAAGAUGAAACAUUUAGACCUGCAAAAAAUUGUGCUCCAUGUUCUGAAUUUAAAGUUAAAUGUAAUGGACGUGUUUGUACUGGCGGUGUAACAAAAGGGAACUGUAAUGGAGGAAGGAUUACUGCAGAAAAUAUUCAAAAUAAAAGAGAUGGCAAUGGAAAUAUUCAUAUGCGUGUCAUUGAUAGCAAUACAGCGGUAUUUAAUGGUUUAGAUGAGGCUUGUAAAACUUCAGGUAUCUUUAAAGGUAUUAGAAAAGAACAAUGGAAAUGUGAUAAUGUAUGUGGUUAUGAGGUAUGUAAACCGGAAAAUGGCAAUGAGAAUGAAAACAAAAACCAAAUUUUAUUAUUUAAUGCAUUGUUUAAAAGAUGGCUAGAAUAUUUUUUAGAGGAUUAUAAGAAAAUUAAACAUAAAAUUUCACAUUGUAUGAAAAAUGGUAAUGGAUCAAAAUGUACAAAUGAUUGUCCAAAUAAAUGUAAAUGUGUAGAAAAAUGGGUGGAAAAGAAAAGAGAAGAAUGGUAUAUAGUAAAAAAACGUUUCAAUGGGCAAUAUACAAAAGAAAACGAUGAUGCUAUUUCUAGUAAUUUAAACUCUUUUUUGGAGCCCUUGGUAACUCAAAUUGCUGCUGCAACUGAUAAAGCAGAGCAUGAAACUUUAGAGAAGUUAGAAAAAUCACUUGGAUGUAAUUGCCCUGAUAGCUCACAAAAAAAAGGUGAUACACCAAAAGAUAUCGUAGAAUGUUUGCUUAAUAAGCUUCAACAAAAAGCAACAUCUUGUCAAGAACAACAUAGUGACGUAGACCCAAAAACAUCGUGUGAAACCUCCUCCCCCGUUGAAGACGAAGACGAUACACUAGACGAAGAAACAGAGGUGAAGGCGCCGGAAAUUUGUAAAAAUGUAGUGGAUACAAAAAAAGAAAACGAUGAAACAGGAGAAACUUGUACAUCAGAAGACACGAUAACAAAAGAAACAGUGGAAACAGAUAGCACUGAUGGACCCAAACAAGAGGAACCUCCAGCUGCGACACGACCAACAAAACCAAAAGGACGAAAACCCAGACAACCAAAAGAAAUAGAUUUCCCAACCCCCGCACUAAAAAAUGCCAUGUUAUCUUCAACCAUCAUGUGGAGUAUUGGUAUUGGAUUUGCUACAUUCACUUAUUUUUUUUUAAAGAAAAAAACCAAAGCAUCUGUUGGAAAUUUAUUCCAAAUACUGCAAAUACCCAAAGGCGAUUAUGAUAUAUCUACAUUGAAAUCAUCCAAUCGUUAUAUCCCCUAUGCAAGUGAUCGAUAUAAAGGUAAAACAUAUAUUUAUAUGGAAGGAGAUAGUAGUGGUGAUGAAAAAUAUGCAUUUAUGUCUGAUACUACUGAUGUAACUUCCUCAGAAAGUGAAUAUGAAGAAUUGGAUAUCAAUGAUAUAUAUGUACCAGGUAGUCCUAAAUAUAAAACAUUGAUAGAAGUAGUACUUGAACCAUCGAAAAGAGAUACACAAAAUGAUAUACACAAUGAUAUACCUAGUGAUAUACCAAAUAGUGACACACCACCACCCAUUACUGAUGAUGAAUGGAAUAAAUUGAAAAAAGAUUUUAUAUCUAAUAUGUUACAAAAUACACAAAAUACAGAACCAAAUAUUUUACGUGAUAAUGUUGAUAAUAAUACCCAUCCUACCACGUCACAUCAUAAUGUGGAAGAAAAACCUUUUAUUAUGUCCAUUCAUGAUAGAAAUUUAUUUAGUGGAGAAGAAAUUAGUUAUAAUGUUAAUAUGGUUAAUAGUAUGAAUGAUAUUCCAAUGAGUGGUAAAAAUGAUGUAUACAGUGGUAUAGAUUUAAUUAAUGAUUCGUUAAAUAGUGACCAACAUAUUGAUAUUUAUGACGAAGUGUUGAAAAGAAAAGAAAAUGAAUUAUUUGGAACAAAUAAUACGAAAAAAAAUACAUCAACCAAUAGUGCAUCCAAACUUACAAAUAGUGAUCCUAUAACCAACCAACUAGAACUGUUCCAUAAAUGGUUAGAUAGACAUAGACAUAUGUGUGAUCAGUGGAAUAAAAAUAAAAAAGAGGAAUUAUUAGAUGAAUUAAAAGAAGAGUGGAAUAAAGAAAAUAACAAUAGUAGUGCUAAAACAUACAAUAGUGAUAAUAAACCUAGUCAUAACCAUGUGUUGAAUACUGAUGUUUCUAUUCAAAUAGAUAUGGAUAAUCUUAAACCAAAGAAUGAAUUUACGAAUAUGGAUACAAACCCCGACAAAUCUACUAUGGAUACUAUAUUGGAUGAUCUAGAAAAAUAUAACGAACCCUACUACUAUGAUUUUUAUAAAGAUGAUAUUUAUUAUGAUGUAAAUGAUGAUGAUAAAACAUCUAUGGAUAACAACAAUAACCUUGUAGAUAAGAAUAACCCUGUGGAUAGUAACAACUCCACCUAUAACCACCGCAACCCUGCAGACAUUAACAAAAAUUUUGUGGAUAAAAACAACCAAAACCAACACCCUAUAGAAAAACCUACCAAAAUACAAAUUGAAAUGAAUAUAAAUAACGGGGAAUUGGUGAAAGAAAAAUAUCCUAUAUCGGAUAUAUGGAAUAUAUAA
Molecule: messenger RNA, 6864 nt
Organism: Plasmodium falciparum 3D7
Lineage: Eukaryota; Apicomplexa; Aconoidasida; Haemosporida; Plasmodiidae
Product: erythrocyte membrane protein 1, PfEMP1
Biological process (GO): adhesion of symbiont to host cell
Cellular component (GO): membrane
Molecular function (GO): host cell surface receptor binding
Source: RefSeq, a predicted model, not a curated record